CUUCUCGACCUCCCAUCAUGCUAUUCCGAGCUGCGUGGGCCCGUCAGGCUGCGCCUCUGAGGCGUCAGGCUUUUGCUCCUCUUGCUCGCCGCUCUGUCACCACCGAUGCCGCCUCAUCGCAUGCUGAAAAUAUUCCGCAGGAGGAUGAUAAGCCCUUCACAGUCAGACUCUCCGAUGAGAGCUUCGAGACAUACGAGAUCGACCCUCCUCCAUAUGAUCUCGAGGUCACCAAGAAAGAGUUGAAGCAGAUGUACUAUGAUAUGGUUGUGACCAGACGCAUGGAAAUGGCCGCAGACCGUCUGUACAAGGAAAAGAAGAUCAGAGGCUUCUGCCACUUAUCUAUCGGUCAGGAAGCUGUUGCUACCGGUAUCGAACACGCCAUUACCCGCGACGACAAGGUUAUCACUGCCUACCGUUGCCACGGUUAUGCCCUGAUGCGCGGUGGUACCGUCCGUUCGAUCAUCGGAGAGCUGCUCGGUCGCCGUGAAGGUAUCGCCUACGGAAAGGGUGGUUCGAUGCACAUGUUCGCCCCCAACUUCUUCGGUGGUAACGGUAUCGUCGGUGCUCAGGUUCCCGUUGGUGCCGGUCUCGCUUUCGCCCAGCAGUACAACGAGGAGAAGGCUACCAGCAUUGUUCUGUACGGUGACGGUGCCUCCAACCAGGGUCAGGUCUUUGAGGCUUUCAACAUGGCCAAGCUGUGGAACCUUCCUGCCAUCUUCGGUUGUGAGAACAACAAAUAUGGUAUGGGUACCUCUGCCGCUCGUUCCUCCGCCUUGACCGACUACUACAAGCGUGGUCAGUACAUCCCUGGUAUCAAGGUCAACGGUAUGGAUGUCCUUGCCACCAAGGCUGCCGUCCAGUACGCCAGAGAGUACACUAUCGCCGGCAACGGUCCCCUGGUCUUCGAGUACGUCACCUACCGGUACGGUGGCCACUCCAUGUCCGACCCCGGUACCACCUACCGUAGCCGUGAGGAGAUCCAGCGCAUGCGCAGCACCAACGACCCCAUUGCGGGUCUCAAGCAGAAGAUCCUUGACUGGAACGUCAUGACCGAGGAGGAGCUCAAGGCUCUGGACAAGUCUGCCCGUAGCCACGUCGACGAGGAGGUUGCCAUUGCCGAGCAGAUGCCCGCCCCCGAGAACAACCCCCGCAUUCUGUUCGAGGACAUCUAUGUUCGCGGCAGUGAGCCCCGCUGGAUGAGAGGCCGCACUGUCGACGAGACCUUCUACUACUAAACUCUUCCCUUUCGAUGUCUGGCAAGCAGGAGUUGGAGAGAAAAGUUGUAAACUCGGAAAUUGGCAGGGUCAUAUGAACCACCCCCCUACAGCACGUCUAGUAUAUGUAAUUUAGCCCGGAAUUA
Aspergillus novofumigatus IBT 16806 is the source of this 1360-nucleotide messenger RNA. Its product is annotated as pyruvate dehydrogenase (acetyl-transferring) subunit E1 alpha. Gene Ontology annotation, molecular function: pyruvate dehydrogenase (acetyl-transferring) activity. Gene Ontology annotation, cellular component: intracellular membrane-bounded organelle. The transcript has 4 exons. Bases 18 to 1235 code for a protein of 405 amino acids. Lineage: Eukaryota; Fungi; Ascomycota; Eurotiomycetes; Eurotiales; Aspergillaceae. Gene Ontology annotation, biological process: pyruvate decarboxylation to acetyl-CoA. The record is from RefSeq and is a predicted model, not a curated record.